Messenger RNA from Doryrhamphus excisus (bluestripe pipefish), 7778 nucleotides. RefSeq names its product adenosine deaminase RNA specific B1b (gene adarb1b). Gene Ontology annotation, molecular function: double-stranded RNA adenosine deaminase activity; double-stranded RNA binding; adenosine deaminase activity. Lineage: Eukaryota; Metazoa; Chordata; Actinopteri; Syngnathiformes; Syngnathidae. The record is from RefSeq and is a predicted model, not a curated record. Gene Ontology annotation, biological process: RNA processing; adenosine to inosine editing. Gene Ontology annotation, cellular component: cytoplasm; nucleolus.
GAAGGCCAUCAGCCGUGUGAACACUGCAGCACAUACAUGCGGGUGUACAACUGCUUCAUCUAUUUUGCUUCCUUCCACGCCACCGUCGGACCACUGCAGCCAGGCAGACAUCAGAUGUAUUGAAGACGAACCUCCGUGAAGAUUUAGCGAUCUGUUUCUACCUGUUGACGAAAAGGAUUGGAAAACCAAACUGCAGUCUCCCCAACUACGCAACAGGUUUGCUGGUUCCUGGAGCAUCAAAGGUGCAGUGGCAGUCAGGCUGCUCUCUGGUCAGAACAAACCCGUCGCCAUGGAUAUGGAUGAAGAGGAGAAUAUGAGUUCGAGCAGCACUGACGUUAAGGAAAACCGAAACCUGGACAACGUGUCCUGCAAAGAAGGGGUGGGUGUGCCUGAGCAACUCCCCAAUGGAAGCGGCCUGGGCAGUCGAAAGCGCCCACUUGAAGAAGGAAACAAUGGUCACACACACUCCAAGUUUCGAGCCAAGAAGCGCAAGAAAACACCAGGACCGAUCCUACCCAAGAAUGCCCUGAUGCAGCUCAAUGAAAUCAAACCAGGUCUUCAGUACAAACUCCUUUCCCAGACAGGACCCGUCCAUGCACCAGUUUUUGUCAUGACUGUAGAGGUCAAUGGACAGUCGUUUGAGGGCAUGGGUCCAACUAAGAAGAAAGCGAAACUGAGCGCAGCAGAGAAAGCGCUGCGUUCCUUUGUCCAGUUCCCCAAUGCUUCUGAGGCCCACUUGGCCAUGGGACGAACAUUGACCGUAAACACAGACUUUACUUCAGACCAAGCUGACUUUCCAGACAUGCUGUUCAAUGGCUUUGAGACGCCAGCCGUGCCUGAAGAGUCCUUCUAUGUCGGUUCUAAUGGUAGCAGCUCACUAAACUCACUAGGGGAGUACCCACUGCCCACACCACCUGGCAGCAACCUUGUCCAGGCGCCACUGCCCCCUCCAUCGGCGUUUAGCUCCCCCUCCAGUGGCAAAAACCCCGUUAUGAUUCUCAAUGAACUCAGGCCAGGCCUCAAAUAUGACUUUGUGUCAGAAAGUGGGGAGAGUCAUGCCAAGAAUUUUGUGAUGUCAGUGACAGUUGAUGGACAAACAUUUGAAGGCUCAGGGCGUAACAAGAAGCUAGCUAAAGCCCGGGCAGCGCAGGCCGCUCUCUCAGCUCUCUUCAACAUGCAACUAGACCAGACACCAUCCAGGCAGCCCAUACCCAGAGAGGGACUCCAGCUUCAUCUCCCACAGGUACUCGCCGACGCAGUCUCUCGACUGGUGGUGGAUAAAUUCAGUGAACUGACUGACAACUUCACCUCCCCCCAUGCACGACGGAAAGUCCUGGCAGGCGUUGUCAUGACAACAGGAACGGAUGUAAAAGAAGCACAGGUAAUUUGUGUUUCUACAGGAACUAAAUGCAUCAACGGUGAGUACAUGAGUGACCGUGGCCUGGCACUCAAUGACUGCCACGCUGAGAUAAUCGCCCGCCGCUCGCUCAUGAGAUACCUAUACACCCAGCUGGAGUUCUUUCUCAGCAACAGCAAAGAUGAGAAUCAGAAGUCAAUAUUCAUGCAUUGUGACAAGGGGGGCUACAAGUUAAAGGACAACAUUCAGUUCCAUCUCUACAUCAGCACCUCACCCUGUGGAGAUGCCAGAAUCUUCUCCCCGCAUGAAGCCGGUGUGGAAGACCAAGGAGACAGACACCCAAAUCGGAAAGCAAGAGGUCAGCUUCGGACGAAGAUCGAAUCCGGGGAGGGCACCAUACCUGUGCGGUCCAGCAAUACCAUGCAAACCUGGGACGGAGUGCUUCAGGGAGAGAGGUUACUCACCAUGUCCUGCAGUGACAAGAUUGCAAGGUGGAACGUGGUGGGUAUCCAGGGCUCCUUGAUGAGCUACUUCACGGAGCCCAUCUACUUCUCCAGCAUCAUCCUUGGAAGUCUAUACCAUGCCGACCACCUCUCCAGAGCCAUGUACCAGCGCAUCGCAGAUAUUGAAGACCUCCCCCAGCAGUUCACGCUCAACAGACCUCUUCUCAGUGGUAUAAGCAAUGCAGAGGCCAGACAACCAGGUAAAGCGCCCAGCUUCAGUGUGAACUGGACGGUGGGUGACCAGGGUCUGGAGGUGAUCAACGCCACUACCGGCAAGGAUGACAUGGGCCGAGCCUCACGCCUCUGCAAGCAUGCCCUCUACAGCCGUUGGGUGCGCCUGCACUCCAAGCUGUCUUCCGUGUUGAGGAUCAAGGUGCCGAAGCCCGCUUCCUACCACGACGCCAAGCAGGCGGCCACAGAGUACCACUCCGCCAAGCAGGCGCUCAUCAAGGCGUUCCACAAGGCCGGUCUGGGUGCUUGGGUCAAAAAGCCAAUUGAGCAAGACCAGUUCACACUCAGCUCCUGAGGGAGCAAUUUUACCAAGAGAUUUUGAACCCCCUCACCCCAAGUCCCCUGUUAGUCCUCCUCCCCCUCCCCCGACUGAUCCGGCCUGAAAGAAAGAUAUACCCACGUUAGGAGCCCGCCCACGUAGAACUUUGCCUCCGUCCGUGUUUGCACGCACUUGCAGCUGUAACCUGUUAUGGAAAUCAAUGUGCAUCGUUUCUUCAUCCAUCCUCAUCUCAUCAGGGGCAUUCCUGAAUUUGAUUUGUUUUUACCGACUGUGGGUAAAACUGGAAUCUUAUGUUGUAGACAUUGACCAUGCGUGUUUUGUCUUUUAUGUUGUUGGGUGAUGCAUGUUGUCAGAUUAGGGUGAAACGUAGCCUAGAUAUGCUCGGGCUGAAGCCGAUGAUAACGGACCUAAAGAUACACUUCAUACUAAUAAUAAUCACCAUGAGAAGAUGUGCAUCAUCUGCAGGAUUUAAAUGUAGUGCUGAGAAAAAAAAGAGUAAUAGCAAGUAGUAAAGUGUGAUAAUCUGAUCUUAGUAUCUUUUAUUAAAAAUGGUAAAAGACACGUUGGCCUUUUUCUGCUUACUUGGGAACAAAGUAAGUCAGGUGUCACAGUAGAUUUGUUGCCUGUGUAUUUGUUGUGAUGGUAUCAUUAAGGGGGGGGGGGUGUCUUGUAGUCCCUGCUAGGUCUUGUUUUGUGUGUGUGUGUGUGUGUGUGAGGAACACAUACAGAGUGUGAAUGCAUGGCAGCAUCUUCCUCAACGGGCAGCUUUCAGUCUAUUUUCUACAUUUGUGCUUAUUGUUUGGUCCAACUGGAAAAAAAGGGGGUUUUGUUUUCUUAACAGUGGUCUUUUAUAGUCUAAAUUAUACAGCAGUUUAAAAUAUAUAUAAAUAUAUAUAUAGAUUUGAACGGUUGAUAUUUUUGUAUGUAUGAAAGUACAUACCUGCUGUCAGUAAAAAUGUAUUUAAAAGUAUUCACUAUGCAAAACUUGCCCGAUAUAGUUUAUUUAUCGUAUACUAUUUACUACAUUGUUGACAUGUCGGCGUCCAUUUUAAUGUUAAAAGCUAAUAAUUAGUCAAGCUAAUGUCACUUUAAAGCUAAAUUUGGAGAAUGUUCAUGCAAGAGUUUGAACCGAUUGGAAGUAUUUAUUAUUGAUUAGUAAGGGUGGGCGAUACUGCAAGGUUUGAUACUGAUUCAAUGUCGAGUCAUUACCACGCCAGUAUUGGGAUUUUGCCUCAAAAUAAACACUUUAUAUAUAUUUUUGCCAACAAUAUAAUAAUACAGCAAAAAAUAACGCAAGUAAAAGAUACACCCAUAAAAUGACUAUUGUUGACACCCACAGCACAUUCCCCACAAAAACACUCCUCUUCUCUCUUUAGUUGCCAUUGUUCACUCACAACACAAUCCAGGUUAAAGCACUAAAUAUGCCAUGCACACUUAUCAACAUCCUUCGGCCUGGUUGUUAGGCCAGCAGACUAGACCAGAUUUAUCACAGGGGUGUCCAAACUUUUCCACUGAGGGCCACAUACUGAAAAUGGAAAAAGGUCACUUUGAUAUUUUGUAAAGCAACACAUUUAGAUGUGCUAAAAAGUUAUACAUAUUUUAAGAAAAAAAUGCAUUUCAGCUUUGUGAUAUCGCUGAAAAGGCCUGCUAUUUGUAUGAACGUCUCUUCUUUUUUGCUCUUUUAUUCCCAUUUUUAAAGUUUUAAGUUUCCCAAGUUUUAAGUUUUUUUUUAAUUUUCCAAAAAUUUCAACUUUCUUCUAAAAUUAUAUUUUUAUUCAUUUUAUAUUUCUAAUAAAUUUUCUUUUCCUAAUAUUAUGACUUUUUUGCCAUUAUAUCAUAGCUUCCCCACCAACAUUGCUAAAAACUACAGUGUUUUAUUUAGUUUUUUUCAUACUGCAAAAUUAAAAAUAUAUUUUGUUUUAUUGUAACCCCUACUAAAAUUGGAUUAUUUUCCCCUCAUAUUGGGUCAUAUGGGUUUAUUCUUGUAAAAUAGUGACUUUUUUCCCCAUUAGAAGACAACAUUCCUUUGCUUAAUAUUUUGACUUUAUUCUCAUAAAAUAGCAAUUUUUUUCCAUUUCUCCUGUCAUUUAUUUUCCCAACUAUUUCAGACGUCUUCUUGUAAAUUGUCUUUUCAUAAUUAUGACUUUAUUCCCAUAACACUUCUGACUUAAACGUUAUUUGUUUUUUUUAGGUUUCUGAUAAUUUUAUGACUUUAAAUGUUUGAACAUUAUGCUACUAAAAUAAUGUAAUUUUUUCCUCAUAGAAAGAAAAUGUUAUUCUUGUAAAAUUACUGUUUAUUUUUCAUUUUUUUAAUGAAUUUCUUUUAUUUAAAUUGUAUUUUUAGAAUGUGUCAGGGGCCAAUAAGAAAAAAACAACAACCCGCAGGCCACAUUUUGGACACCCCCGUGUUAUCGUAACAAUUUACCAUCAUAUCUUAACUUAGCUUCAGCCCAUCAAAGCUUAUACUUCCAUACGUUUCAUCUCACAGUACAAAACAGUUCAAGGACCCCUGAAAUCUCACCACUUAUCAGUGAAACUGUACAUUUCCACUGAACAUUUGACCUGCGUUAUCAUGCCUUUAUACUGUCAAUUAUUACCCACUUCGGGAAAAUUAGAUGUAUUUUCAACGUAGGUAAUGCAAAAAUAUAAAUCUCAUGGCUCUCGCAUGGACCCAAUACUGAUACCAUCAAAUGAUAUCGACAUUUGUAUCGGUCCGUCCACCCUUACUGAUAGAAGAUUGACAGGUUUUGUACACUGGCGUCAUUGUUGUUCCAUUAAAGUCCAGUGCAUUCAAAUUGUUGUAGAUGUAGAAGAUGUUUGGUGUGAUGUCAGGUGGAGUUGGCUGCUUCACAUUUAUCUUAAUACCUCUAAAAAAAAAAAAAAAAAAAAAAAGUUUUUAAAAUGGUAACAGUGACAGUAAAGUAACGGUCAUCUUGUCGAGUAGUUUACAUCGCUCUGUCAUCCUAGGUCAGGGGUGUCCAAAGUGUGGCUUGUGGUUGUUGUUUUUUUUAUAGACAUUGGCUCAUUUAAAGUGUACAAGGAAAAAAAUGUGGAAAGAAAAUAUAAUUUUAUCAGAAUUAAGUCAAAAUAUUACAAGCAUAAAGUCAGACAAAAAUUUUAUCUACUAUUAUUAAAUUGAUCUAUUACUAUCUACUUUAUCAGUAUGAAAAAAAAGUUGUACAUUUACGAGAAUAAAGUCAAAAUAUUAGGUGAAUAAAGUCACAAUAUGACCAAAAAGUUAGCAUCCUAUGAGGAAAAAAGUCAAUUUAAGCAAAGUUGUAACCUUUAGGGGGGGAAGUUGACAAGAAUGGGUUGUAAUUUGAGGGUGGAGAAAGUCAUUUUUAAUGCCUAACAUUAAAAUAUUGACAGUCAUAAUACUGUGGAAAAACAAAGUUGCCAUUUUUGGAGUAUGGGGUUGUAAAAAAAAUUAUACUACCAGCAUCAAGGCAAAUCAUUAUGGGAAUAACGUCACAAUACGAGAGCAAACAAUUAGGAGAAGAACAAAACAACAGCAAAAAACAAAAAAAAUUGCUUUCUUGAAAGACUGAAAAUAUAACUUUAGCAUAACUACAUGUUGCUUCAGAAAAUGGAAAAUUGCAUCCUUUGUCAGAUAUGUCCUCAGCCAUCGGUAGAAAAACUUUGGACACCCCUGUCCUAGAAGGUUGUUAGAGCAGGGGUCGGGAACCUUUCUGGCUAUUUUAACAUUUAUUUUUUGGAUGGAAAAAAAAGAUGGAAAAAUGUAUUAUUAUUAUUAACAUUGUUAAUAAUAAUAAAUCAAAUACUCCUUCCCGUGAAUGCGACUUCUGUGUUGCAUUGUUUUACGCCGUAUCUUUCCUUCUUUUCGCCAUUGGGCUCACCAGCCACAGGUUUCCUACCCCUGCAUUAGACCCCAGUGGGCGUACUUGACGAGGUCACAUUCUCUUCCCAGUCAGAAACUUUAGUGUGUGUGUGUGUGUGCGCGCGCGCGCGGGCUCAAGCUGCUUUAAGCAUACUCUGGAAUCUUCACCAAAGAUGAUGUCCAUGUGUGUGUCUUUUUUUUUGUUUGUUUGUUUAUUCACAAUCUGCUGAAAAUGAUGUAAGAAAUAUUGAAAUCCUGUUUUGGUUUAUUUGAUGUAUAUUGUAACCCACCAUCAUGAUUGCUGAAUUAUUUGUAAAUAAGCAACGACGUCAAUGACUAAUUGUGUACUAUCAGAUCUUCCCAACCUGAACUGUUUGUUCUUUUUUUUGUUUUUUUUGCUGGAAUUGUGUUUCUAUUUCAGUGUAAUUAUUAGUUCUUCAGUACGUGGGCACCAUAAAGCAUGGCACCAGCACUGCCAUGAUUAUUCCAGGCCUCACUGUCAUUGUAGCCAACAAGAAGACAAACAUUAUGCACUGUAUGUACCGAGCCUCAGCAACUAGCAUCCUGCACGUGUGGAGUCAGGAGGUCAGGAGGUCAGGAGCAUCUCUCACGUGUCAUCUUUCAAUUGAGAAUCUUCCAGAAUUGAAUGUCAACAGAAAAUUGGAUGUUUUUUUUUUUUUUAAAAAAGAAAGAAAAUCACAACAAUCCUGCGCCAAAGUCCCAUGCGAUAUCCCUCCCAUCUGCUGUGAUGUCACUGCAUUGCCAAACCCCCCCCACCUCCAGACUGAGCUCUUUUGUAGAUUUGCCCUUAAAAGACUUCUUCCUGCUUGUACUUUUUUCUCCUUUUGACUGCACCGAAGAUGUCAACUGAUGAUGUCACAAUAAGAACCCGUCCCCUCGCCGUGGAGACAAGAACUGAGCUGAAUUAUCCUCAUCCCCCCCCCCAGACCUGUAAAUUCUGAAUGAUUCUCAGUGCCCCCCAUUCCAAGUGUGUGAAAUCUGGACAGUAAAACCUUGCAUGUAUUUACCAACACUGACGCUGCACCUCGCAUGAUUAACUUCUAAAGGACUCGUGUAGAGACAAAAAAAAAAGAUACAUAAAAUGAACAAAAGAAUAAAAGACUUCUUAGUUUACUUCCGCAUGUGUGUUGGAAUUGUUUCUUGGUUCGAUUUUCAUUAAAAUAGGAGGAUGUCGUCCAAUAGAAGACUUAUAAAGAUGAUCAAGACAUGUAAUCUGUUUCCUUUAAAAGGUCGGUCCAAAGCCGAAUCAUUCAUUCAUUUUCUACCGCUUAUCCUCACAAGGGUUGCAGGGGUGCUGGAGCCUAUCCCAGCUGUCUUCGGCGACCCCGGACUGGUUGCCAGCCAAUCACAGGGCACAUAUAGACAAACAACCAUUCACACUCACAUUCAUACCUUUGGAAUUUGGAGUCACCAAUUAACCUAGCAUGUUUUUGGAAUGUGGGAGGAAACCGGAGUACCCGGAGAAAACCCACGCAUGCACGGGGAGAACAUGCAAACUCCACACAGAGAUGGCUGAGAAUUCUAUCCCAUUUUUGGCCCCAUGGAGGG